AUGAGAGAAUCGUUCGGAAGCUCCUUCAACGUCUACGUCGAUCCUAUGAAUAAGGAAUCCGGCAUGAACAUCUUCGCCGGAGAAGUUGAUAAUAUCAAGGCGGAUUUGAAGAACGUCGAGGUUUUUUAUAACAGGAUACAGGAUUCGAAUGAAGAAGUGAAGGAGGCGCAGAACGAGAUGAUGAUGAAGGAGGUUCGAUCGCAAUUAAAUGCGGAUCUCGAAUUUCUCCUCAGAUUGGCGAAGCAGAUAAAUAAGAAGUUCGACGGUCUCGUCGCCGCCAACGCCGCCCAGCGAAUGGUCGCCGGAAGCGGCGUCGGAUCUGAGGAUGAUCGGACGCGAGCGGCGAUGAUCUCCAACGUCACGGAGAAUCUCAAACGCAUCACGCGCAAUUUCCAGGGGCUCAGAGUUCAAAUGGAAACCGAACACCGACUUCUCAUUGAGAGCAGGUAUUCCGCAAUCACCGGAGAGAAGGCGACGGCGGAAGCGAUCGACAAUUUAAUCGCGAGCCAAACGCCAGCGUAUCCGCCGCGCUACGAGAUGCAGGAGCACGGUAGAGGCGCCAUGGCGGACGCCUUGGCCGAGAUUCAGGAGAGGCGCGAUACCUUGAAGGAUAUCCGGCGGAAAUUAAUGGAUCUACACCAGAUAUUCCUAGGCAUCGCGACGCCGAUUGAGUCACAGCGCAGCGGCGGAGGAGAAGGAGCCGGAGCCGCAGCCGGAGCUCCAACUAUCCCCAUCGAAACACAUCCAACGCCGCUGGUAACUCCAAACACCACCACCACCGCAGCGAAGCCGGGGACGGGGACGGGAAGCCUGAACGAUUACGAGAAGGAGAUGCGGAAGCAAGCGUACAUUGCGAUUGCCCUAGCAAUCGUAAUCAUCCUCACCAUUGUUAUCUCGCUUCUCAGAAUCGAGAACAAUAUGGAAAGAGCUAAUUAAUCACUAGAACCUUCUGCAACUGACGAGUCUCUCUAUCCUUUUAUAUAUGUAUAUACAGAGAGAAUCAAGUUUUGUUGCAAUUGCAAAUUAGUCCCCAAUUUCCUCAAUAAAUACACAAUUAAAAUCAUGAUUAGAUUCUUCAAUUCACAACUUUGAACGUCACAUCACAUGUUUUCGUUUGCUUCUGUUAAACUGAAUUCCCUAAAUAUCAACUGAACAACAGAUUAAGAAUUUAAAAAAGAAAAAAUUUAA
Messenger RNA from Andrographis paniculata, 1188 nucleotides. Its product is annotated as syntaxin-125-like. The transcript is spliced from 2 exons. Bases 1 to 936 code for a protein of 311 amino acids. Gene Ontology annotation, biological process: vesicle-mediated transport. Lineage: Eukaryota; Viridiplantae; Streptophyta; Magnoliopsida; Lamiales; Acanthaceae. Gene Ontology annotation, cellular component: membrane. The record is from RefSeq and is a predicted model, not a curated record.